Molecule: messenger RNA, 2128 nt
Organism: Klebsormidium nitens
Lineage: Eukaryota; Viridiplantae; Streptophyta; Klebsormidiophyceae; Klebsormidiales; Klebsormidiaceae
Source: the annotation of a GenBank genome assembly
CAUGAGUCAUGUGUCAUUGACGAGUUUCGUGGUUGAGGGCGCAUGAUUGUUGAGAGGGGCUGAGAGGGACUGAGAGGGGCGCUGAGGGUUUCGAUUGCUCACGAUGAACUCAUGGCGUCCCCUCCUUCUCCUAGCCACUGUGUUACUCUGCAGUAUCCAAUCUUCCGGUGCGGUCCAUGGCCUGGGGGGAGAAGGCUACUCGCUCUGGACCGGCGAUGAAAAGGCACACAAGGCGCCAGCGCAUAAUUGUGCAGGAGACCACAAUCACGAGGGCCAUCAUCACGACGAUCAUGCUGCAGGGCACAUUCACACUCCUGAAGAGGUAGCUGGACACGGCCAUGACGAGCACGCUCAUGGGGCCCAUUCACAUCGUGCUCAUUCUCAUGGCGGCCAUUCGCAUGUUGCUCAUUCUCAUGGAGAUCACUCACAUGGUGCUCAUUCGCACGGCGCUCAUUCGCACGGUGGCAAUUCGCACAGCCACGCUCACGGUCAUGAUCACGCACACAAGCAUGAUGGAGGGGUGUCGGAGCACGGCCGUCCUAAGACUCUUGAAGAAUUGGAGCUAGAGGAGAUGGCGAACUACGGCCUCUCAGCAGCUGUCGAAGAGGAGGACUACAAGCCGCCAUCGACUUGGGAUAAGCUGGCGGCGGGGCUUGGUCAAUCUUCUUGGGGCACUUGGACUAUGGCGAUGGGAAGCUCUCUGGCCGUUAGCCUCUGCUCGCUGAUCUGUCUGAUCAUCCUGCCCUUCAUUUUGAGAGAAGGACAGACUCCCUCCGAGGGCGUUGUGAGGAUACUAACAGGCUUUGGGGCGGGAGCGAUGGUUGGGGACGCGUUCCUGCACCAGCUGCCCCACGCUUUCAACUCUGGCGGAGCCCAUUCACACGGGGGCCAUACACACGAUCACGGCCACGAUGAGGCGCACGGGCAUGACCAUGGGAGCGGGGGCCAUGCGCACUCUAUCCAGGACCUCUCGGUGGGCUUAGCUGUGCUAGUUGGUCUCAUCGUUUUUUUCCUGGUCGAGAAAGCAGUCCGUUACGUUGAGGAGGCGACGGCCAAGAACCCAGAGCUCGCGAACCAGAUCAGCUUCCAGAAGCAGCACAGCCACAAGCACGGCGCCAAGGGGCAUUCACACUAUGACGAUCACACCGAACAUGCGGACGGGGACGCGGUAAUUGUAGACAAAGACUCGGGCGCCAAAGCCGAGACGGUAGUCAAGGAGUCGUCCAGCACUCCGUCGGAAGGCGCGAAAAAACGAAAGUCGAGCAAGAGCGGCCCAGGAAAGGAUGCGGCAAUAAAGGAGAGCGUUUCCGAAAAGGAAGCGGAAAAGGAGCCGGCGGCGAAAGACAUCACCGUAACGGCUGAUGCGAAGAAAGGGCCUGCGGUUGCGCCCGGGUCGUUGUUAGUGUUGGGUUACCUUAACCUGUUUUCGGACGGCGUGCACAACUUUACGGACGGGAUGGCGCUCGGCGCCGCGUUCGUGCACCAUGGGGCGGUCGGCGGGUGGAGCCGGACGUUGUUCAUGCUCGCACACGAGUUGCCACAGGAGGUUGGUGACUUUGGGAUUCUGGUGCGAGCAGGCUUCUCGGUGACCAAGGCGCUUGCGCUCAACUUCCUGUCUGCAUCGAUGGCCAUGGCCGGAACGGCCCUCGCUCUCGUUGUGGGAGGAGACGCGAGCAAUUCGUCCAUUAUUGAGGGUUUCACGGCUGGAGGCUUUGUAUAUAUUGCGGUGGCUGGAGUGAUGCCCGACUUGCACGCCCAGGGCACGAGCGGUUGGGUCACGGUCCAGCAAGUUUCGUCUAUGCUCGCCGGGAUGGGUGUUGCAUUAGCUAUCUCCUUAUGCGAGUAGAGUAUCGGAGUGCUAACAGUCGUGUGCUGGAGAGGUGAUUGCACGAGGUUGCCAUUUUUAGAAGCCUCCCGGUCCUCAACUCGAUCAUCACAUCCUAUUGAGGCCAGAGCGGAGGCUCGACCAGUUGGAGUCGCAGAGGUCUUUAAACGCACGUGCGCUCCGCAUGAAGCAAGGGACUUUCUGGGGAUGGGAUGGGCCUGCAGGAUAACCAUGCGCCUCGAAAUGCGACGCUGGUCAUUCGAAAACUCGUCAUUCUUAGCCUCUUAUGAGGUUCAAUGGCCG